This is a messenger RNA of Aspergillus wentii DTO 134E9, 1017 nucleotides long. RefSeq lists its product as uncharacterized. The coding region runs from base 1 to 1017 and encodes 338 amino acids. Lineage: Eukaryota; Fungi; Ascomycota; Eurotiomycetes; Eurotiales; Aspergillaceae. The transcript has 4 exons. The record is from RefSeq and is a predicted model, not a curated record.
AUGUCAAUGGGUCACGGCGGUGCCGGACCCGGAGAGGGAAUGGAGCAGUUCUAUGAAAACUUGCAACCUCACUGGACUGGCGUGGAUACAUCUCCCUUUGUAGCCGUUAGCAACCCUUACUGUACGGGACCCUACCAGCCAGGCGCCGGUGCCAUCUUGACCCCGAUCAGUCUCCCGGACAGCUCCUUCGUUCAGACAAGACCUAGUCCGGUUCUCAGCCAUCAUUCGCAACAAGAUUUCCAAUACAACAUCAGGGACUCUAUUCCUGUGCAUGGGCUCGGGAUCACCGCGCCGCUUCCCAGUGAUUUUCCUCGAACCGUCACUGCUGGUCUAAACUAUGGCCUGGAAGAUCUAGAAUACGGCAUGCAUACUCAAUCCCCUCAACCACCCCCAGCCAAAAGGCAACGACGAACCUCCAAGCCUACACCACCGGUACGAGACACUCCGGUAUCAAUUCUUCCACACCCCGAUGGGCUCCAGCGCCUGGAACAGGAGCGACGCCACGAGCCCGUCGAAGUUCCACCACCACAACAGCGACCACGAGCCCCGGGGCGAGGCCGCAAAGACCCUCAAGCAGAGGAAGAAGACACCUACGUGGAACGAUUACGGGAGCAGAACUUUGCCUGGAAGGCCAUCCGAGAGAUGUUCCGCGAAAGGUUCCACAAGGAUGCUACGGAAGCACGUUUACAGAUGCGAAUGCUGCGCAGGCGCAAGGAACGGUUAGCCCGGUGGGAUGAAAACGAUAUACAGCUUCUAAUAAGAGCACGAGAUUGCUGGGAGCAAGAUAAAUACCACUUUAUUGCUCAAAAGAUGAAAGAACUCGGGGCUAAACGAACAUAUUCACCCCAACAAUGCGAAAGCCAACUACAAAUGCUUGAUUCACCAGACCAGGGGCAUGACCCUGAUCCUGACCCAGUCCCUAUCCCUCCUCCCCCUCGAAUACACGACCCCCAACAUUCUCGGCGACGAGCUGCUCUGAAAUCCGCUAGAAGGACGAAGGAGGCUACGGAAAAGUAG